Saccoglossus kowalevskii is the source of this 1374-nucleotide messenger RNA. RefSeq names its product leukocyte elastase inhibitor pseudogene. The record is from RefSeq and is a predicted model, not a curated record. NCBI's taxonomy places the organism in Eukaryota, Metazoa, Hemichordata, Enteropneusta, Harrimaniidae.
AUGCAGCGUGGGCAGAAAAGAAGUGAGUUUCAAUUACCCUUAUUUUCUGGUAGUGAUAUUUACACUAAAGCCGGUAAGAAAUUCCGAAUUAGAAGAAGAAUUCAUAAAGGAAGAUUAUUUCUUGCUGUAGUAAUAGCUGCAGCUCUUAUAUAUUUCUUCUUACCAAGAAGCAGUAAAGUCAUUCACAGUAAUACCAAUCCAGAGAACACAUCAGGUAUUUCCAGAGAAAAUCCACGACAGCUUCCAUCAUUAAGUCUUGUUGCCGAGUCUGUGGAAGAAUUCUCUUUUGCUUUGUAUAAACUAUUAUCGAAUCAAUAUGAGGGAAAGAAUGUUAUAUUUUCUCCAUUUAGUUUAUCUAGUGCGCUUGCCAUGACGUAUCUUGGUACAAAGGGUGAGAGUGCGACUCAGAUUGAGGGAACUUUGAAGUAUCAUCAAAUCGGCUCUGAACACGUUCAUUCAGCAUUCCAUAUUUUAAAUUCAGAUCAUUUCAACAAAGAUGAUGCCUAUGUGUUGCAAACUGUCAACAGACUUUUUGGUGAUUAUAGCUACCAUUUUUUGUCUGAAUUUCUUUCAUCAAGUGAAGCUUACUAUGGAGCAGCAUUUCUUGGCAACACAGAAGAAGCCAGAAAAGAAAUAAACAAUUGGGUAGAGUUGCAAACUAAUAAUAAGAUAAAAGAUCUUAUCGCAAAAGGAGCAGUUAAUGAAUUGACAAAACUUGUUAUCGUCAAUGCAGUUUACUUCCAAGGUAAAUGGGUCCAUCCAUUUGAUGUCAAAGCAACUGCUGAUGGUUUUUUUCUCCUGGAUGGAAGAAAGACAUCAAUCAAAGUUCCUAUGAUGAACUGUGAAAGGAAACUGAAUUAUUACCACGAUAAAUCGUUGAAAUGUCAAAUUUUAGAGUUGCCAUAUGGCAGAAGUAAUCUCAGUAUGCUCAUCAUUCUACCCGAUGAACUGGAUGGUUUGUUAUCUUUAGAACCAAUGAUUACCUCCAAGAUUCUCAACAACUGGUAUUCUAACCUCAACAACACUACUGUUAAAGUCACUCUCCCAAGAUUUAAAUUACAGUCUAGUUUUAGUGUAAAAGCAGCAUUACAAAAACUAGGAGUAAUGGAUUUAUUUGAUGAGAAAAAGGCAGAUUUAAGUGGAAUGUCUACUGAUAAAGAGUUAUAUGUAUCUGAUGCAUUGCAUAAAACAUUCAUUGAGGUGACAGAGGAAGGCACCAAGGCAGCUGCUGCUUCUGCCAUCUUAAUUAACAUGCGCUCUGCGAUCCUAUCACAGCCAGCUAUAUUUAAUGCAAAUCAUCCAUUUGUAUUUGUGAUUAAAGAUAAAGAUACAGGACUGAUAUUGUUUAUUGGAAGAGUCAACAAUCCAUAUUAA